This is a messenger RNA of Thalassophryne amazonica, 3899 nucleotides long. RefSeq names its product potassium voltage-gated channel subfamily D member 2-like. The transcript has 7 exons. Gene Ontology annotation, cellular component: membrane; voltage-gated potassium channel complex. NCBI's taxonomy places the organism in Eukaryota, Metazoa, Chordata, Actinopteri, Batrachoidiformes, Batrachoididae. The record is from RefSeq and is a predicted model, not a curated record. Bases 156 to 2207 code for a protein of 683 amino acids. Gene Ontology annotation, molecular function: protein binding; A-type (transient outward) potassium channel activity. Gene Ontology annotation, biological process: protein homooligomerization; potassium ion transmembrane transport.
GAGAGAAAGAGGGGGAGAGAAGACGGAUCACCCGCUGUCUGCUGAGAGACCGCACGGUUGUUUAACUUGUUGAUGCGACAUUAUUCUUCUGUUGGGUUUUUUUUUUUUUUUUCUUCUCCCCCUCUUCCGUGUCGUCUGGUUGCGGUGACUGGUAGAUGGUUGGCGGAAUCGCAAGUAUUCUCUGCGUGGAGGAGAGUGAUGCGCAAUUCCACUCUAACUACAGCGCUUUGUUACCACGUUCUGCCGAACCUUUACGCGGUGUCUGCUGCUCUUUCUGCAGAUGCGGUUCACCUGUGAGCCGUAACGCAGGGUCGGAAUUAACACUCCAGGUCACCAUGGCAGCAGGUGUAGCGGCGUGGCUCCCAUUCGCCCGAGCGGCGGCCAUAGGAUGGAUGCCGGUGGCGAGCACCCCGAUGCCCAUCCCUCCUCAAGACAAGAGGAAAGCCCAGGACGGGUUGAUCAUCCUUAACGUGAGUGGGACCAAGUUUCAGACGUGGCGCACCACUUUGGAGAGGUACCCGGACACUUUGCUGGGGAGCACGGAGAGAGACUUCUUCUUCCACGAGGAGACAAACGAGUACUUUUUCGAUCGUGACCCAGACAUCUUUAGACAUAUCCUCAAUUUCUACCGCACGGGGAAACUGCACUAUCCGCGCCAAGAGUGCAUAUCGGCGUACGAUGAGGAGCUCGCCUUCUUCGGGAUCAUCCCGGAGAUUAUCGGGGACUGCUGCUAUGAGGAGUACAAGGAUCGAAGGCGCGAAAACGCGGAGAGGCUGCAAGACGACGACGAGAUGGACGGCAACAAUGACGUCACGCCGGUCAACCUGACGUUCCGGGAGUACCUGUGGCGCGCUUUUGAAAACCCCCACACCAGCACCUUAGCUCUGGUCUUCUACUACGUCACAGGCUUCUUCAUCGCCAUAUCAGUGAUGGCCAACGUGGUGGAGACGGUUCCCUGCGGGACUUUGCCCAAUAGAUCCAAGGAGAUCUCCUGUGGAGAUCGUUACGCGCUGGCCUUCUUUUGUUUGGACACUGCGUGCGUCAUGAUCUUCACCGUCGAGUAUCUCCUCCGUUUGAUCGCAGCCCCCAGCCGCUACAAGUUCAUGAAAAGUGUGAUGAGCGUCAUCGACGUGGUGGCAAUCAUGCCUUACUACAUCGGAUUGGUCAUGACAGACAACGACCAAGUGAGCGGCGCUUUCGUCACGCUGAGAGUCUUUCGGGUCUUUCGAAUUUUCAAGUUCUCCCGGCAUUCGGCGGGGCUGCGCAUCCUGGGCUACACCUUGAAGAGCUGUGCCUCCGAACUGGGCUUCCUCCUCUUCUCCCUCACCAUGGCCAUCAUCAUCUUCGCCACGGUCAUGUUUUACGCUGAGAAAGGCUCCACAGCCAGCAAGUUCACCAGCAUCCCCGCAGCGUUUUGGUACACCAUCGUCACCAUGACAACACUGGGGUAUGGUGACAUGGUGCCCAAAACAAUCGUGGGCAAGGUGUUUGGGUCCAUAUGCUCACUGAGUGGGGUGCUGGUCAUCGCCUUGCCUGUUCCUGUCAUAGUGUCAAAUUUCAGCCGUAUCUACCACCAAAGCCAGCGGGCAGAGAAACGGCGAGCCCAGAGGAAAACUCGACUUGCUAGAAUCCGUGCGGCGAAGAUUCGAGGCACUAAUGCUUAUAUGCGCUACAAACAAAAUGGGCUCCUGAUCGACUCGCUGGAGGAGGCCGCCAAGGAGGCCGGACAAGCCUUGGUGGGGAAGGCGGCCAGCCCUCCAUUUGAGAGCCAACAUCAUCACCUGCUGCACUGCCUGGAGAAGACCACGAAUCACGAGUUUGUGGAUGAGCAAACGUUCCAGGCCAACUGCAUGGAGAUUACGAUGAUGAACAAGUCAGGUUCCCGCACGUCCUCCUUGUCUUCUUCUCCACACGGCUUCACCUCCUGCUGCUCCAGACGCAACAGGAAGAAGAGCAGCUUCAGCCUCCCCAGCACAAACAACCAGGAGCUCAGCACCAUACAGAUCAGAGAGAGGCCCGUAGCCAACAGUCGGUCCAGCCUCAAUGCCAAACUCGAUGAGACUGUGCCCUUGAAAUGUGAUGAACCUUACAUCAGUCCCUCCAUGGUCAGCCUGUCUGCACCAGUGGUGACCUCAUCGGAUGAGGACAGCUCCGCCAUCACCGCCACAUACUCUCAGAGCAACAUUGUGCGAGUAUCUGCCUUGUAGAUGUCAUGCCUAUUUGAUCAGCCAACUGGUUUCAAGCACCAGAUGCUGAGGAGAGGGACCACUGAGCAUCGACCUGCCAUAAUCAGGAGGGAUUAUAAGAUUAGCACAGGUUGGGUUUCAAGUAGUGAUUUCAUCUGAUGUCAAACUCUGCAUGGUAUUACAACGAUGCGGAUGGCUGCUCUGGGGGAGGGGGGAGAAAAAAAAAUCAGCCCUCAGAUCAUGCUCCAUUAAGCACAGCAAAAGAUUGAAAUGUUGCAAUUGCGUGGUUGUUGUUGUCACCUAAAAAUAUUGAGAAAAUCUUUAUUUUUGAAUAUGUAAUGUAGACGUAUGUGUUGUCUUCUGAUUCAAACGUGAAAAGGCAGAUGUUUAAAGGUCGAUGACCUCUGAUGACAAAGCACACAUUUUUCAUUCACCAAGGGCCAUCUUUGUGAAUAUUAUCAGUCUACUCGCACAUUAGGCACAGAAUGCACACCUCACUCACCACCCAGGUUAAUAUUACAAUAGAUUGUUUUGAAACCCUUUAAUUAACCGGUUUCUAAUAGUCCCAUCACUGUUGUAUAUUCAGAAACCAUGCAUCCACUGGAAUGGAUAACUGUUGUGAAUAUUCAUUAACUGAUUCAUUAACUGGUUGAUGUCAUCGCUUGAUGAGUAAAACAUGCCGUGCAUCCUGACAUGUUUGUGAAACGUGCAAGUGAAAGUCAAAAAUGACAAAAACCUGUGCUCGCUUUCAUAUUCGAUAUGAAUCUUUGUGAAAGCCACCAUCAUAGCAAAGAGUGAAUUUAGAAAAAUAUACAGGGUACAUAUUAGUUAGGUCACAAGGUAGAAAUAAAAGUGAAUGUUCGCAACACUUAACUAAUAUUAAACCCAUUCCGGACACAUACAGACACACACAACCACAAACCACACGGACGAGUUCACUGCAUCUGGUUAUCAUGUUCAAAAAGUGAGACUUGAUGGAUUUCACUGUGUUAAAGAGCCAUUUUGUAUAUUUUUCAUUAAUUCUGUAAAUAUCUUGGUUAUUAUCAACCAUGUUUGAAAUUGGGCCUCUUAUUUCUAGAUUUAGUUGACAGUUGUUGGCAUUUUUUUGGUCUGUUACCUGAUUAAGGAUUUGCAUGCUCUCAUUGCAGAAUUCUCUUUUAUUAAAGUAUGUCUCUACUUCCUGUUGUCAGUAAAAUUGAGAUUGAUGCAAGGAUGGGUGGUAAGUCUGGUAUAUCCUAAUGUACAUUCUAGCACACUUUGCUUUAAAUUCAAUACAAAACUUGCUAUGGGGUGCAUAUAUAAGCGUAAAGGAAAAGGGACAAAUAAUCACACAUUGUGCAUUUGGUGCAGUGGAUAGAAUAAAUACGAUAGCUCCAUUAAACGCCCCAUGUCCUUUCUUAAAAAAUAAAUAGUGGAAAAUAACGUGGGUGCAUUUCAGAAUGUUUUGUUUAAUUGGUGAGACAGCAUUUCCAUUGACAGCAUGGGGUAAUGACUCAACACUGCUGCUGGGGGACAUGUGAAGACCUGACUGGCCCAGCGGUAGGUCCCGGCUGCAGGAUCCUUGGAGACAGACAUCGUUUGAGCUGGAGAAUUUGGCAGCGUAUCCCCGCUGAGCUGCAUGUGUUGAUCCGGGCUGGUUAUCUCAGCAUGCAGAACCUCUGUCUUCAAGUGUUUAGUGAGCUGUGAAUUCAUAAUACAUAAUGCUGCUCCAUA